AAUGAGCCUUGACGGCUCAAGUUACAUGCGUGGAGCUCCAGCUCCAAGUACCGGCUCAUUUGCAUUCGCACCUUUUACGCAGCAGCCGCAGUCUCAGCAGCAACGGCCCUUUUACAUCUUUGGGCGUUCACCUUCUCAGCAACAACAACAGCAACAACAGCAACAACAGCAACAGCAGCAACAUCCACAGCAAUUUCAGCAACAGCAGCAACAGCAACAACCUCAACGACAGGGUAUUGUUUUUCAGCCGCUGAAUUUACUGAACAGCACAUAAAUCAAGAUCACUAUA
Molecule: messenger RNA, 289 nt
Organism: Closterium sp. NIES-67
Lineage: Eukaryota; Viridiplantae; Streptophyta; Zygnematophyceae; Desmidiales; Closteriaceae
Source: the annotation of a GenBank genome assembly